Molecule: messenger RNA, 2488 nt
Organism: Linum trigynum
Lineage: Eukaryota; Viridiplantae; Streptophyta; Magnoliopsida; Malpighiales; Linaceae
Source: the annotation of a GenBank genome assembly
CUUAUCUAGAAAUUGAAUUGUUGAUAAAUCAAAUAAAUUAAGCAAGCAAUAAAAAUGAUGUUGAAUUCAAUCGAGAAAAUAUCCCUAGACGAUAUUCCUCCUACUCCCACGUUGAGAUGUUAUUGUGAUACUCUAAUGCUAUUGUGAGACUCUUUCCCUACUCCCUAAGUGGUAAGGCAGGAAGUUGGUUGAACAAUAGAUCUCCACUCUUGAUCACAUCUUGGGAGGACUUGUUGACCAAGUUCAUGGCAGUGUACUUUCCACCUUCUAAGAUGGCGGAGUGUCAAAAGAAGAUCACCCAUUUUUUUCAAGAAGAUGAUGAGACUUUGAGGGGUGCUUGGGAGGGCUACUCCAAUCUCUUUCUCCAAUGCCUACACCAUGGUAUUGAUGAGCAAUUUUGAAUUGAAACUUUCUACAAUGGUCACUUUCAAUAGGACCAUAUUCUCAUCGAUUACUUGUUCCAAGGGAAUAUGCUUAACAAGACUCCACCGCAAAUGACAGAAUUGUUUGAAUAAAUGGCUGCAAAGGGCUAUGGUUGUGGUAUGACAAGGUGAAGAAGGAAGAUUUUUGAGAAGGGAGUGCAUUCCACUUAAGCAUUCCUUCACUUGAAGCGAAGAUUGUUCUUCACUUGAAAUGAAGAUUGAUGGGUUGCUCAAGUUGUUGAUGAAGGAUAGAAACCAAGGCAAGAGUUUGGUUAUGGUGUGUGAAUGGUCUUAUAGUCCCGGUCAUGUAGUAAAAGAAUGUCAAAUUAUUAUGGAGGCAAUCACUCUAGAAGAGCAAGUUCACUUCAUUGCUAAUGCUACGUGGACCAACAAUAACAACAAUUCCUAUAGAAAUACAUACAAUCCAGGAUGGAGCAAUCAUCCAAAUUUUGCAUGGUCUUCACCCACUAAUCCAAGACCACCCGGUUUCCAAGGACCAACCAAAGGUUAUCAACCAAGAUCUCCAUUUGUUUAACAAAAACCGUGAUUCCAAUCCUCAAACUAUCAAAAACAACAAUUUUAAUCAUAAUGUGUGCAACGGUUUCAACAAUAACAACAACAACAACUCGACAAGGUCUCCAAACUGGAAGACCUAGUUACAACCUUUGCUAGUUCAAGUACUCAAAAGUUUCAGAAGAUUCUGAAGUUUUUGAAAGUUCCAACAAACAAGUUUACCUUAGUUUAGGCGGGUUUAAUAAGUCAUCAAGCAAGCCUUCAAAAAAUGGAGACUCAAAUAGGCAACCUAGACGAAAUCCUCAUGAAGAGACCACAAGGAGCUCUACCUUCACAAAUCAUUGCUAACCACAAAGAUCCAAGAGCGUGGGUGCAUUUUAUUUCACUAAGAAGUGGGAAGGUAACUCAAGAUGUUGCGACGAAGAAGAUAAUACAAGAAGAGGGAGAAGCCCCUCCAAAGGUCGAUGAACAAAAUCCUAUGGAGGGAAAUGACUACGAGGCUAAGAAGGCACCGCCAACGCCACCCCUCGUGGUUGAGUGCAAGCAUCCAUUUCCUUUCCCCACAAGAUUUCACACGGACCAUUUGAAGGCGGAGUUUGGAAAAUUCAUGAAGAUCUAGGUAGCUUUACUAUCCCUGAGCAAGGAGUGCUCGACAAUUAUCCAAAAUAAGUUGCCUGAUAAGCAACAGGAUCUAGGUAUCUUUACUAUCCCUAUUUGGAGUGGAACAUGUCACACAGACAAGUCCUUGGAGGACUUAGGAGCCUGCAUUAAUGUCAUGCCACACAAAAUUUCUCAAUUCUCCUCACCUAAGAACUCUAACCUGAUUCUCCAAACUCAACUAUGGGCAAGUUCAAGACAGACCUGGAGAUGCAAGUAGGGUUAGAGAGGAAGGUGACGAUAUGGAAAGGGUGUCAAAAAUCGGCCAUAAAUCGCCCUCCCAUAAAAAUUAGAGCCAAAUCACUCCAAAACCAUGGAAAAGGGGCACCUUGACGAGGGGAAUAUGGGUUGAGUCUCGGUUUUUUAUUUGGGUCGCUUGAAGUUGAUGAAAUCGACAAAAUACAGAAGGUUAAUGCGGUAUUGGGUAGUUGAAGAGAAUUCCGGCAAAAAUGAGGGCGUGAAGAGAGGGCGGUCACGAACCCUUUAUAUAUUGCUCGAGGGUGAGAGUUGCGGUUUCGUGUGAAUUCGCACGGUCUUGAGACCGUGACAAUAGCCUGCAAACCGCGACAUGGUACCAAAAUGCACCAUUUGGGUCUAAUUUCAUUUAAACCUGAAAACUGCAAUUCACACAUUUUGGGCCGAUGUCGCGGUUUGGCUUCAAUUGUCACAGUCUACAAGCCGCGACAUUUGACCAUAAACCAUGACAAUGAUAAAAACAGAGCGUUUUGACAAUUUUCAACUUCUAAUCUAUUCAACUGUGCCCCUAAUUCAAACACCACUCAUUCAGACAUUCAAACACAUAGACCAUAGCAUGGUGCUCAUGCAGAACUCGCCCAUUUAACUCAAACACACACAGAAACAGAGAAAAAUAGGGCAAAGAAACACGAACUGGCAUU